Macaca mulatta (Rhesus monkey) is the source of this 2566-nucleotide messenger RNA. It is a transcript of the gene NECAP2, whose product is annotated as NECAP endocytosis associated 2. Gene Ontology annotation, cellular component: membrane; clathrin vesicle coat. Gene Ontology annotation, biological process: endocytosis. NCBI's taxonomy places the organism in Eukaryota, Metazoa, Chordata, Mammalia, Primates, Cercopithecidae. The record is from RefSeq and is a predicted model, not a curated record.
ACUUUACUUCUUUGAAUACAACUCGUUGUUGAGGUUUGGCCACACGGGGCUCUGAACACAUAAGUGGGUUCCCAUAGGGGAAGCAUGGAGGGUGGUAAGGUAAGGGCAUCCCCUUACUCUGGUGGGUCGGGGGGCCAGCUGACCCUUAGUCAGGAGAGGGAAGGAUAUUCAGGCAGAGGAGGCGCGGCAGCAAAGGCUGGAGGACAGAGAUGCUGCAGUGUGGGCUACGGCUUUGCCUCUCGGCCAACUGGGCCCCAGGCCUAAGAACUGAAGCGAUGGGGAUGAUCCACACCCAGACCAUGGGAUAUGGAGGGGUCCAUCUAUGGCCGGCGCCGGUCUCUUUCUCUGCGUCCGACGGUGUCCCGAGGGAGAGAGAAGCGUCUGGAGGGAGAGAGAAGCCUCCGAAGGUCUCCCGCCGCGUGUCUUGAGCGGGGUUUCCAGCAGAGGGCGCACAAACGAGGCCGUGCUGAGGCCCGCGAGCUGCCGCUCUAGCCGAAAUCUGGUCACAGAGUCGCACCGCUUCCGUCCGUCGGACAGAGGAACGGUGGAAGGAGCCGGAAGUCCGGUGGGCUCCAGGCGUCGCGAUGGAGGAGAGUGGGUACGAGUCGGUGCUCUGUGUCAAGCCUGACGUCCACGUCUACCGCAUCCCUCCGCGGGCUACCAACCGUGGCUACAGGGCCGCGGAGUGGCAGCUGGACCAGCCAUCAUGGAGUGGCCGGCUGAGGAUCACUGCAAAGGGGCAGAUGGCCUACAUCAAGCUGGAGGACAGGACCUCAGGGGAGCUGUUUGCUCAGGCCCCGGUGGAUCAGUUUCCCGGCACAGCUGUGGAGAGUGUGACGGACUCCAGCAGGUACUUCGUGAUCCGCAUCGAAGAUGGAAAUGGGCGACGGGCGUUUAUUGGAAUUGGCUUCGGGGACCGAGGUGAUGCCUUUGACUUCAAUGUUGCAUUGCAGGACCAUUUCAAGUGGGUGAAACAGCAGUGUGAAUUUGCAAAACAAGCCCAGAACCCAGACCAAGGCCCUAAAUUGGACCUGGGCUUCAAGGAGGGCCAGACCAUCAAGCUUAACAUCGCAAACAUGAAGAAGAAGGAAGGAGCAGCCGGGAAUCCCCGAGCCCGGCCUGCCAGCACAGGAGGGCUGAGCCUGCUUCCCCCUCCCCCAGGGGGCAAAACCUCCACCCUGAUCCCUCCCCCUGGGGAGCAGUUGGCUGUAGGGGGAUCCCUCACCCAGCCAGCAGUUGCUCCCAGUUCAGUAGGAGGUGCUCCUGUACCCUGGCCACAGCCCAAGCCUGCCACCGCUGACAUCUGGGGAGACUUUACCAAAUCUACAGGAUCAACUUCCAGCCAGACCCAGCCCGGCACAGGCUGGGUCCAAUUCUGACCUGAGCACAAUUUUUCCUCAUGUGACUUCUGGGAAGGAGCUCCCUCGUCUGGGCCAAAGGAAGGAGGGAGAAGCACUCCUCAGCUGGCCUGUGUUUGGAGCAUGAAUCUCUCCUCUCCUUGUUUGGCUCUGUUGACAAACUGGGCAUGUUGGGCAGUAAAUUGGCACCAUGUCACGCUGUUUCCUGGGAUUCAAGUAUGCAACCAGAACACAGGAGAAGAAAAGCUCCAGGAUCCUUGUCCCCAUCUGUCCUCUUGACAUGAGAGAGACUCUUGAGACUUCUUCCAUUGCAAUGACCCCUAUUAAACACAAGCCCCCAAAGCAAAAGAAUAGGUUAAGUUUGCUGCCUGGAUUCAGACCAGCCCUUCCCAGGGUCUACAGGUGUCAUGUGAUCACUGUUCAGCGGGAGGCUUUCUGUACCCACACUGGCUGUAGCCACUUCAGUCCAUCUGCCCUCCAGAGGAGGGGUUUCUUCCUGAUGUUUAGCAGGUUUAGAGGCUGCAGCUUGAGCUCACAAUCAGGAGGGAAACUGGAAGGAUUAGCAGCUUUUGAAAAUGUUUAAAUAUUUUGCUUUGCUAAUGUGCUGAUCCGUACUAACUCAUCUUUGCAAAGGGAACUGCUCCUUCAGCGUGCCGCAGCAGGGGCCUCUGAAGGGAUUCCUCACUGUGUGCAGCUGCCCUGAGCUUGAGGCAGCAGUGUUCAUCUCUGGCCAGUUGUCUGGUUCCCAUGUAUUCUCGGCCAGGUAGGCAACACAGAGCCAGGGCGGGUGCUGGAAGCCAGACGGAACAGUGUUGGGGCAGGAAGGUGGAAGCUGUUGUCAUGGGGCUGUGGGAGUCGGCACUCUGUCUGCUGGUGGCGCUCUCGGCUCGCAGGUUCACAGUGCCGCUCCUGGCAGACUUGCGUUUUCUCUUUGGUGGUUUCUAAAGUGCCUUAUCUGCAAACAAUUUCUUUUCUCCUUCAGGAACUGUGAAUGACUAGCAGAAGGAGCUCAGUAAACUAGACGUCCAGGGUUGCUUGGUUUACUGGUUUAUAAGAAAUCUGAAAGCACCUCUGAAAUUCCUUUUAUUAACUCACCUCUCAGUUGAAAGAUUUCAUUUUUGAAGGGUCAAGACCAUGAACUGAAAAAAGUGUUGGCCUUUUUGCGGGACCAGAUUUUUAAGAUAAAAUAAAUGUUUUUACUUCUGUCA